AUGAAGGGCUCUCAGAUUUUGAUGGCAUUAAGCUUGGUAACGUCUACUUUGGGAAAAUCGGAACAUAAAAGAGCGCUUAUAUUCCCGCCGGCUGGUCUAUAUGGAACAUUCGUCGCGAUAGCUGUUCCAAUAGACCUCCCGAACAAGAAUGUGUUCGUGUCUUACAAUUUCGAGUCUAACUACGCUGUGGUGAGAAACAUCACGGAGCUUGACGAAGUUAUAUUCCCGAAUCUGCCGAUUAUAAGUUCCCGUCAUAGUCGCAGUAUAACGAGGGAGCUAGCAUACACCGUGCUGGAAAAUCGCUUUAGUGAAUACGGCAUGAAUGGGAGAGAGUGCAUGCUCCGAAACAUAUGCGAAGCAGCUGAAACUCCAUUGCAUCACAAUGGGAUCCUGGGACAUUUAAUGCAUAUCAUAUUUACACCUUCAGCAUCUCGUGAAGAAGGAUUGGACGACGAAUACUACGAAGCAGAGGCUGCUGGUCAUAAGGGAGAUUGUGACAAAUAUGUAGCGGAAUGCCCCACCAGCCUUUUCGACUACAUCACGCGCCUAGUUGAAUUCCCACACAAGUCAUAA
This is a messenger RNA of Arctia plantaginis, 573 nucleotides long. The record is from the annotation of a GenBank genome assembly. NCBI's taxonomy places the organism in Eukaryota, Metazoa, Arthropoda, Insecta, Lepidoptera, Erebidae.